Molecule: messenger RNA, 1746 nt
Organism: Drosophila hydei
Lineage: Eukaryota; Metazoa; Arthropoda; Insecta; Diptera; Drosophilidae
Gene: ort
Product: glycine receptor subunit alpha-4
Exons: 5
Coding region: 112-1560 (482 amino acids)
Biological process (GO): chemical synaptic transmission; nervous system process; signal transduction
Cellular component (GO): synapse; neuron projection; membrane
Molecular function (GO): transmembrane signaling receptor activity; neurotransmitter receptor activity; extracellular ligand-gated monoatomic ion channel activity
Source: RefSeq, a predicted model, not a curated record
CGAGCUGAUGUUAUAUAAUCAUUGUGAAGAUUAAAGAAUCUGUGCUACGCCUCCAUUUGCUAUAACUGCUUCAGUUUUAAGCCACCCAAAAAAAGGAACCCAUCUGUAGACAUGGUAGCUCAAAUAAUACUGCUCGUCAUAUGCUGCAUAUGCUUGAAACACUUUGCCAAGGGUGAAUUUCAACAAAGUCUGGCUAUAACCGACAUCUUGCCGGAGGACAUCAAGCGCUACGAUAAAAUGCGUCCGCCCAAGAAGGAGGGACAGCCCACCAUAGUUUACUUUCAUGUAACGGUCAUGGGACUGGACUCCAUCGACGAGAACUCCAUGACCUAUGUGGCGGAUGUGUUCUUCGCCCAAACCUGGAAAGAUCAUCGCUUACGGCUGCCCGAGAACAUGACGCAAGAGUAUCGCCUGCUCGAGGUGGAUUGGCUGAAGAAUAUGUGGCGACCGGACUCCUUCUUUAAGAAUGCCAAAUCGGUUACAUUCCAAACAAUGACCAUACCCAAUCACUACAUGUGGCUCUACAAGGACAAGACGAUCCUCUACAUGGUAAAGCUAACGCUUAAGCUGUCCUGCAUCAUGAACUUUGCCAUCUAUCCUCAUGACACACAGGAGUGCAAGCUGCAAAUGGAGAGCUUAUCUCACACAACAGAUGAUUUGAUCUUCCAAUGGGAUCCCACCACGCCGUUAGUGGUGGACGAGAACAUCGAGUUGCCGCAGGUGGCGCUGAUACGUAACGAGACUGCCGACUGCACUCAGGUCUAUUCGACAGGAAACUUCACCUGCCUGGAGGUGGUCUUCACGCUGAAGCGUCGCUUGGUCUAUUAUGUCUUUAAUACCUAUAUACCCACCUGCAUGAUUGUGAUCAUGUCGUGGGUGUCCUUCUGGAUCAAGCCUGAGGCAGCGCCCGCUCGAGUCACGCUGGGCGUGACCUCUCUGCUCACGCUCUCCACGCAGCAUGCGAAGUCGCAGUCAUCUUUGCCACCCGUCUCCUAUUUGAAGGCUGUGGACGCCUUCAUGUCCGUCUGCACAGUAUUCGUGUUUAUGGCCCUCAUGGAGUAUUGCCUGAUAAACAUUGUGCUCAGCGAUACGCCCAUACCUAAGCCGAUGGCAUAUCCGCCCAAGCCCGUGGCGGGCGAGCCGGGCAAAAAAGAGGCGGAAGGGGGACCAGCAGCUGGCAGCAAUGCCGCUUCGAAUAAAAAGUCCACGAUGCUGCCCCUGGCGGAUGAGAAAAUUGAAAAGAUUGAGAAGAUUUUCGACGAGAUGACCAAAAAUAAACGCAUUGUGACCACAACACGGCGUGUGGUACGUCCUCCCUUAGACGCCGAUGGCCCUUGGAUACCGCGUCAGGAGUCGCAUAUAAUAUUGACACCGACUAUACGGCCACCGCCACCGCCGCCGCCAGCACCGGAACCAGAGUUGCCAAAGCCGAAGCUAACGCCCGCGCAGGAGCGCCUAAAGCGCGCCAUCUACAUCGAUCGAUCAUCGCGUGUGCUCUUCCCGGCACUCUUUGCCAGUCUCAAUUGCAUCUAUUGGAUUGUGUUUUACGAGUAUCUCUAAGAUGCUAACUACUAUAUCUACUGUAAAUAUGAUAUGAUCCCACAAGCUAAAGCUCUUCCUCUCCCUCUCUCCGCGCGAGUCGUACAACUUUAUUAAAUGUUAAUUGUUCACAAAAUAUAUAAAUAUUUAAAUAUGUAUGAAAAGUCUUAAGCAUAGACACAAAAGCUUUAAGUCAACGAAUUUUAA